GGUCUCCAUCUCACUACCCUGGAGCAUCGUCCUGAGGGUAAGGAAAGGGGGGCUCCACAAUGGCUGAGGAGAAGAAGCUGAAGCUCAGCAAUACUGUGCUGCCCUCCGAGUCGAUGAAGGUGGUGGCCGAAUCCAUGGGCAUCGCUCAGAUUCAGGAGGAGACCUGCCAGCUGCUCACCGAUGAAGUCAGCUACCGCAUCAAGGAAAUUGCACAGGAUGCCUUAAAGUUCAUGCACAUGGGGAAACGGCAGAAGCUCACCACCAGUGACAUUGACUACGCACUGAAACUAAAGAACGUCGAGCCACUCUAUGGCUUCCACGCCCAAGAGUUCAUUCCUUUUCGCUUCGCCUCUGGUGGAGGCCGAGAGCUCUACUUCUACGAGGAGAAGGAGGUUGAUCUGAGUGACAUCAUCAAUACCCCUCUGCCACGGGUGCCCCUGGAUGUCUGCCUCAAAGCUCAUUGGUUAAGCAUUGAAGGCUGCCAGCCAGCUAUACCGGAGAAUCCACCUCCAGCUCCCAAAGAGCAGCAGAAGGCUGAGGCGACAGAACCCCUGAAGUCAGCAAAGCCAGGCCAAGAAGAAGACGGGCCUUUGAAGGGCAAAGGUCAGGGGGCUGCUACGGCUGACAGCAAAGGGAAAGAGAAGAAGGCACCACCCUUGCUAGAAGGAGCCCCUUUGCGGCUGAAGCCCCGGAGCAUCCACGAGUUGUCUGUUGAACAGCAGCUCUACUACAAGGAGAUCACCGAAGCCUGUGUGGGGUCGUGUGAAGCCAAGAGAGCUGAAGCUCUGCAGAGCAUCGCGACAGACCCAGGACUGUAUCAGAUGCUGCCACGAUUCAGUACCUUCAUCUCAGAGGGGGUCCGUGUGAAUGUGGUCCAGAACAACCUGGCCUUGCUCAUUUAUCUGAUGCGUAUGGUGAAGGCGCUGAUGGAUAACCCAACGCUGUAUCUGGAAAAAUACGUACAUGAGCUGAUCCCAGCUGUGGUAACCUGCAUCGUGAGCAGACAGCUGUGCCUACGACCGGAUGUGGACAAUCACUGGGCCCUCCGGGACUUUGCUGCCCGCCUGGUGGCCCAGAUCUGCAAACAUUUCAGCACCACCACCAACAACAUCCAGUCUCGGAUCACCAAGACCUUCACCAAGAGCUGGGUGGAUGAGAAGACUCCGUGGACAACUCGUUAUGGCUCCAUUGCAGGCCUCGCAGAGCUGGGACAUGAUGUCAUCAAGACUCUUAUUCUGCCACGGCUCCAACAGGAGGGGGAGCGGAUCCGCAGUGUCCUGGACGGCCCUGUGCUGAGCAAUAUCGAUCGCAUCGGAGCUGACCACGUGCAGACCCUUCUCCUGAAACACUGUGCCCCAGUGCUGGCUAAGCUGCGCCCACCACCUGACAAUCAGGAUGCCUAUCGAGCAGAAUUUGGCUCCCUGGGUCCCCUCCUUUGCUCCCAUGUGGUCAAGGCUCGGGCCCAGGCCGCUUUGCAGGCUCAGCAGGUCAACAGGACUACCCUGACUAUCACUCAGCCCCGGCCCACGCUGACACUCUCCCAGGCUCCUCAGCCGGGCCCUCGGACUUCUAGCUUGAUAAAGAUGCCUGGUUCGAUUGCAUUGCCUGUCCAGACGCUGGUAUCUGCUCGAGCUGCUGCCCCUCCUCAGCCUUCUCCUCCACCCACCAAGUUUAUUGUAAUGUCCUCGUCCUCUAGUGCCUCAACUACCCAACAGGUCCUGUCUCUCAGCACGUCAGCUCCUGGCUCGGGCUCUACUACUACCUCCCCUGUCACCACCACUGUCCCCAGCGUGCAGCCCAUUGUCAAGCUGGUCUCCACAGCCACAACCACACCCCCCAGCACUGCUCCCUCUGGGCCUGGCAGUGUCCAGAAGUACAUUGUGGUUUCUCUUCCCUCAGCAGGGGAGGGCAAGGGAGGCCCCACCUCCCACCCUUCUCCAGUGCCUCCUGCCUCAUCAUCCCCCUCCCCUCUUGGGGGUAGUACCCUCUGUGGGGUAAAGCAGGAAGCUGGAGACAGUCCCCCUCCAGCCCCAGGGACUCCAAAAGCUAAUGGCUCCCAGCCGCCUGGAUCUGGCUCCCCUCAGCCUGCUCCUUGAUCCUGUCUCUCACACACCUGCUGACCAUCUUCUACACACACACACACAGAGUGGAAGAAAAGUAGUAGUUUACUUCCACUUAAUUUUAAUUGUACAGUUAGUUCUUCAGAAUAAAAGUUUGAUUUUUAAGUUCUGA
This is a messenger RNA of Elephantulus edwardii (Cape elephant shrew), 2232 nucleotides long. RefSeq names its product TAF6 RNA polymerase II, TATA box binding protein (TBP)-associated factor, 80kDa (gene TAF6). Gene Ontology annotation, biological process: RNA polymerase II preinitiation complex assembly; transcription initiation at RNA polymerase II promoter. Gene Ontology annotation, cellular component: transcription factor TFIID complex; SAGA complex; SLIK (SAGA-like) complex. Bases 60 to 2096 code for a protein of 678 amino acids. Gene Ontology annotation, molecular function: protein heterodimerization activity; RNA polymerase II general transcription initiation factor activity; transcription coactivator activity. The record is from RefSeq and is a predicted model, not a curated record. NCBI's taxonomy places the organism in Eukaryota, Metazoa, Chordata, Mammalia, Macroscelidea, Macroscelididae. The transcript is spliced from 14 exons.